AUGCCUGACACUGCAUAUGACGUUUUCUGCGUGGACUGGUACAGCAGCCAGUCCAAGAAGGAUUUCGAAAUCAUCCCGGCGUGUACCGGAACUUCCGGGUGCGGCCUUGUUAUUGAGACCUCGUCCGUAUCUGGUGGAAGAAUGCACCAAGUCUUCGGCUUGGAGGACUUCUUUUGCGUGCUUCUGCUCCUAGCGUACGUUGGCUGGAGCUAUGUUUUCCAAAUCUGCCAGGUACUGCAUGAAACUGGUGCAGCUGUCUUGGUAGGGCUGAUUGCCGGCUACAUCAUGAAGGCCUGCUCUGGCCGAACAGCUACAUUUAGCUACGACAUGUUCAGCUACAUGCUGCUUCCGAUGGUAAUCUUCGCUGCGGGUUUCAACCUUGACAAGCAGAAGUUCUUCCGGUUCGGCGGCUACAUCUUUGCACUGGGAAUCACAGGCACAGUUUGCAUUUUCCUGCUGAUUUACUUCGGCUCUGUGAUCUUCACCAUACGCCCUGUGAAUGGUGAUCCGUUUGUGAUUCCGGCACAGAAUCGCCUUAUUCUCGCUUCGGUCCUGGCAUCGACAGAUACCGUGGCACCGAUGGCCUUUGUUUCGGCCACGGACUUUCCUCAACUGUAUGCGGUCAUCUUUGGAGAAGGCGUGCUCAACGAUGUCGUGUCCAUCCUGCUCAGCACCUCAGUGGAGGAUGCAACAUCAAUGCCUCCACUGCUCGAACUCUUCGCCCGCUUGUUCAAAGUCUUCCUUUGCUCAUCUGGGUUUGGCAUUGCCUUCGGCCUUGCCACGUCGCUGCUGUUCAAGCAUGCGAAGCCCUUGCACAAGGAGGUCAUGAAGCCUGUGGUGCUACUGUUCGGCUGCAACUACGCUUGCUGCUUGGUCUUUCUGGAUUCUCCAUUAGAUUCCUUUUACCGUUCGCCGUCUUGUGGUCCAAGACCUGAAGCCUGA
Symbiodinium necroappetens is the source of this 942-nucleotide messenger RNA. The record is from the annotation of a GenBank genome assembly. NCBI's taxonomy places the organism in Eukaryota, Dinophyceae, Suessiales, Symbiodiniaceae.